Eufriesea mexicana is the source of this 1129-nucleotide messenger RNA. RefSeq lists its product as uncharacterized. NCBI's taxonomy places the organism in Eukaryota, Metazoa, Arthropoda, Insecta, Hymenoptera, Apidae. The transcript has a single exon. Bases 72 to 758 code for a protein of 228 amino acids. The record is from RefSeq and is a predicted model, not a curated record.
CGCCGGAGCAGACGAACCGAACAAGUUCGAUAUCGCGAAUCGAGCCGGUGAAAUAUCAUCGAGAGCACGACAUGCGUUCCAUCGCGUUAAUAAUCAUCGCUCUGUCCGCCGUGCUGGCCUCCACGAUCUUCAUCGAGGCUCAGCCAGUGGCCGACGAGGCGAAACCGAGGGCGCAGCAGAAUGUACCGGAAGUUCAGGCGAACGUGGCGGUCGCGAAGAAGACCCCGGACUCCUCCAGCGAGGAAUCCAGCAGCAGUAGCGAGGAGAAAACUGGGAAAGCUGGAAAAGCGAAGAGAGAAGUGACGGAUGUCGUGGAGACGUUGAUGGAGGAAGAGGAAGAGGAAGAGGAAGAACCUCCCGCGAGGCUGGAACGAUCGGCCAAGAAGAAAAAUGACGACGACCGCGACUGCAGUAGCAGCAGCAGUAGCAGCAGCAGUAGCAGCAGUAGCAGCAGUAGCAGCAGUUCUUCCAGCGACGACGACGACGAUGACGAUAAUUGCAAAAAGUCGAAGAAAAAGAACAACGACGACGACGACGACGACGACGACGAUAGCAGCGAUGACGAUGAUUGCAAGAAAGGCAAGAAGUCGAAGAAAAAGGGCGGCUGCAACGGCAAUGACGACAGCGACGACGACGACGACGACGACAACGGAGGGAAAGGGUGCAAGAGGAGAAAGUACAAGAGGGACGUUGAUGGACAGGGCAAUGUUUCGGUGAGCAAGUCCUCUUCCGAGGAGAAAACUAAACCGUGGCUGUAACACAGUUGAUCGAAGCUCAACGAGCAGCCUCUAGCGUAGAAGAUAAUUUUCGUACUUGAUCCGUGGAAAACGAGGAAAUUCGGGAAGAUUGCACGAGCUGAGAAGAAAAGUUAUCGGGGUACAUCCUAUGGCCAUGUUGACGAGGGAAAGAAACGCGUCGAAUGUCGCAAUACGUAUGUUGUUUACCGCGCAUUACUUCUCAGAUAGCGCGAAUUCCGUGACCGUAUUUCGCCGUUCGACGAUCCAACCAUGUAAAAUGCGUCGCGGUUUUUAAUAUCCGUCGUAAGCGUCCGCUUAUCCACGUAUGUAUCGCGCGCGCCGACGUAUCUCUUUUCGAAAAAUUGUCGCAAUAAAGGAAAAUUACACACGUC